This is a messenger RNA of Arabidopsis lyrata subsp. lyrata, 2523 nucleotides long. RefSeq names its product probable pre-mRNA-splicing factor ATP-dependent RNA helicase DEAH4. Gene Ontology annotation, cellular component: intracellular anatomical structure. The coding region runs from base 264 to 2366 and encodes 700 amino acids. Gene Ontology annotation, molecular function: RNA binding; ATP hydrolysis activity. The record is from RefSeq and is a predicted model, not a curated record. Lineage: Eukaryota; Viridiplantae; Streptophyta; Magnoliopsida; Brassicales; Brassicaceae. The transcript is spliced from 16 exons.
UUUCUCGCUCUAUUUUUCAUUUUCAUAAAAUACACAGAGAUUUUGAACGGAAAAUGUUUAAGAAAAUUGUGUUGAUUUGAGAUUUCUCGAAGUGCCGGUGAGCCAUUAGGGUUCCGGUGUACUCUGAAUCUGUCGCGUCGUUCGUCGGAGAAUAAAUUUCGUUGUAGAGAGAUUUUAGACUGAAGCUAAGCAGAAAUUGCAGUUUACAGUUUCCUUUUGUCGAUUGUUGAACUUGAUAGGAUCUUAGAGUGUUUCUCUGCGAUAUGGCGAAUCUUCCGAUCCUUCAAUUUGAAGAGAAGAUCGUGGAAACAGUGGAGAAGAACUCAGUAGUAGUUAUAAUUGGAGAAACCGGUUCUGGGAAGAGUACUCAGCUCUCUCAGAUACUUCAUCGACAUGGUUACACAAAGUCCGGCGUCAUCGCCAUCACUCAGCCCCGACGUGUGGCUGCCGUUUCCGUUGCCAGGCGAGUCGCACAGGAGCUUGAUGUACCCCUUGGAGAAGAUGUUGGUUAUGCUAUACGUUUCGAGGACAGAACUUCGACCAAAACACGGAUUAAGUACCUCACAGAUGGAGUUCUACUUCGUGAGAGUCUGUCCAAUCCAAUGCUUGAUGAUUAUUCUGUAAUCAUAUUGGAUGAGGCUCACGAGAGGAGUUUAAACACGGAUAUUCUGUUGGGUCUAGUGAAACGGUUGGUUAGAAUCCGUGCAUCCAACUUUAAAGUUCUUAUAACCUCUGCAACACUUGACGGUGAAAAGGUUUCUGAAUUCUUUUCGGGAUGCCCUGUGCUGAAUGUACCUGGAAAAUUAUACCCUGUGGAAAUAUUAUACAGCAAAGAGCGUCCUGUCAGUUAUAUUGAGUCAUCUCUGAAAGUAGCAAUUGAUAUACAUGUUCGUGAGCCAGGAGGUGAUAUCUUAAUCUUCAUGACUGGACAGGAUGAUAUAGAAAAAUUAGUAUCAAAGCUAGAGGAAAAAGUACGAAGCUUAGCAGAAGGAUCAUGUAUGGAUGCUAUUAUCUAUCCUCUUCACGGUUCUUUGCCACCUGAAAUGCAGGUUCGUGUAUUUAGUCCUCCUCCUCCAAACUGCCGGAGAUUUAUUGUUGCUACAAAUAUUGCUGAAACUUCCCUUACUGUGGACGGGGUUGUGUAUGUAAUUGAUUCCGGGUAUGUGAAGCAAAGACAAUAUAACCCAUCAAGUGGAAUGUAUUCUCUUGAUGUUAUUCAAAUUAGCAAAGUGCAAGCUAACCAACGUGCUGGACGUGCUGGCAGAACAAGACCUGGGAAAUGUUAUCGUUUAUACCCAUUGGCAGUCUACCGAGAUGACUUCCUUGAUGCAACUAUUCCUGAAAUACAACGAACUUCUCUUGCCGGGAGUGUUCUAUACUUGAAAUCGUUGGAUCUUCCUGAUAUUGACAUUCUCAAGUUCGAUUUUCUUGAUGCUCCUUCAUCUGAGUCAUUAGAAGAUGCGUUGAAGCAAUUGUAUUUCAUUGAUGCAAUUGAUGAGAAUGGAGCAAUAACAAGGAUUGGACGGACAAUGUCUGAGCUUCCACUAGAACCAUCAUUGUCAAGAACAUUGAUAGAAGCGAAUGAAAACGGUUGCUUAUCUCAAGCUCUAACAGUCGUUGCUAUGCUGUCAGCAGAGACUACUCUUCUUCCUGCUAGGAGUAAACCCAGUGAAAAGAAGAGGAAGCAUGAUGAUGAUUCUAAUCUUCCUAAUGGAUCCGGAUUUGGUGAUCACAUUCAACUGCUACAGAUUUUCGAAUCUUGGGACCGUACUAAUUAUGAUCCUGCAUGGUGCAAAGAGAACGGCAUGCAGGUGCGAGGGAUGGUGUUUGUCAAAGAUGUUAGAAGACAGUUAUGUCAGAUUAUGCAGAAAAUAUCCAAAGAUCGAUUGGAAGUUGGGGCACAUGGUAGGAAGAGUUCAAGCCGAGACGACUACAGGAAGUUGAGGAAAGCUCUAUGCGUUGGUAAUGCAAACCAAAUUGCUGAGAGAAUGCUUCGUCACAAUGGAUACCGGACUCUUAGUUUCCAGUCCCAGCUAGUCCAGGUGCAUCCAUCAUCUGUGUUGAGUGCCGACAACGACGGAAUGUUGCCAAAUUACGUAGUGUACCAUGAGCUGAUUUCCACCACACGUCCGUUCAUGCGGAACGUUUGUGCAGUAGACAUGUCAUGGGUGGCUCCCAUCAAAAGAAAGAUCGAGAAAUUAAAUGUCAGAAAACUGAGCGGUGGACCGGCUCCCUCUUUCAAGAAACCUGAAGAGAAGAUGGAGUUGUCUAAGAACGAUGCAGAAACACCUGCAGUUUCUGAAAAUGUCGAUAGUCGGAUUGAAGCAGCCAGAGAACGGUUUCUUGCUCGUAAAGGACAGAAAUAAAUUUGAUGUCUCAAACAUAAAUACAAAAUUCAACUAGCCCAAUCUCUUUAUUUUUCCCAUAAAGAAUAGAAAAAGCUUUCUUGUAGAAGAUUUGUUAUUCGAAACAAUUUUGUAUGAUCUCAAGUAUUAUGGUAAAAAGUUGAUAUGUUUGAGCACC